AUGAUCUCUCCGCCCGCGGGGACCACACCGCGCACGAACAACCCAACUCGUGCACGCGACGACGACGGUCGACACGACGCCAAAAUGUUCGAGAAAUCGCUGUACGACCUCAUCCGAGGUCUGCGCAACCACAAAGGCAAUGAGAGAGAGUACAUCCAGGAAAGCCUGCGGGAGUGCCGCAAGGAAAUCAAAGGCUCGGACAUGGAUUUGAAGGCCACCGCCUUGCUCAAGCUCACUUAUCUUGAGAUGUUUGGCCAUGACAUGUCUUGGGCCUCGUUCAACGUGCUGGAAGUCAUGUCAUCUUCCAAAUACGGCCAUAAGAAAAUCGGCUACCUGGCCGCCGUGCAGAGCUUCAGGCCCGACACCGAGGUCUUGAUGCUGGCGGAGAAUCUGCUCAAGAAGGACUUGAGCUCUCCCCAACCAACAACAAUCACGCUUCCUCUGUCGGCCAUACCGCAUGUCAUCAAUCCCUCCAUGGCAAAUUCGCUCCUCUCGGACCUGUUACCCCGACUUACACACUCUCACUCUUCGAUACGCAAGAAAACGGUGGUCACACUGUACCGUCUCGCACUGGUCUACCCCGAGACUUUGCGACCCGCAUGGCCCCGGAUCAAGGAGCGGCUGUUGGAUGACGACGAAGACCCGAGCGUGACGGCCGCCAUUGUCAACGUCGUUUGCGAGCUCGGUUGGAGAAGACCCCAGGACUUCUUGCCUCUAGCACCAAGGCUAUUCGACCUUCUUGUCCAAGGCGGGAACAACUGGAUGGCUAUCAAGAUUAUCAAGCUGUUUGCAACUUUGACUCCCCUGGAACCGCGUCUCAUCAAGAAGCUCCUUCCCCCGCUGACGGCCAUCAUCAAGACGACCCCUGCCAUGUCUCUGUUGUACGAGUGCAUCAACGGCAUCAUUCAAGGCGGCAUCCUUGAAGGCGCCGAAGGAACCACGGAGGGAGAGGAGAUAGCUCGCUUGUGCGUAGGGAAACUCCGUGGCAUGCUGGUCGUCGAAGGGGAUCCUAACUUAAAAUACGUCGCUCUGCUUGCUUUUGACAAGAUCGUCCGAUCACACCCGCACCUAGUGUCUUUACAUCAAGACGUGAUCCUAGAAUGCAUAGACGAUGCCGACAUUUCAAUCAGGUCGCAAGCACUUGGCCUUGUCAUUGGCAUGGUUAAUCCCGAUAAUCUUACCGUUAUAGUUGGGAGACUUAUCCGACAGCUUCGAAAUGCACCACGAGCAUCCGCGGCCGAUGACCCUCUGAACGAUCGUGGGUUUCACGAGGGGGUGGUGCCGGCCGCAGACCCGUCCGAUGACGAGGCCGAGGAGUCGAUCCGUCGAAAUGAAAAGACAAAGGACCAACCGCCGCCUCUCCCAGAGGACUACCGGAUCAAGGCCAUCAAAGGCAUCCUCGAAAUGUGUGCCCGUGACACGUAUGCGAACAUCAUCGACUUUGACUGGUACAUCGACGUCCUCGUUCAACUUGUCCGAGUCUCACCUUCUUCGAAGUCGGCAUCUCUGGACGAAGAGCUGCCCGAAUCCGACGGCACGUCCAUGGGCGACAAGGAUGACGUGUCCUUCGAGAUUGGAAAAGAGCUCCAGAAUGUGGCGGUCCGAGUCAAGGCCGUCCGGCCAGAAGCGACGGAAGCUGCGCAGUCUCUCAUCCUCGUCGACCGCAGAGAUCAAAUGUUCCCCGCGUCGGGCAACGGAGGCCAAGGCGUUCUAGGCGCAGCUGCUUGGAUGGUGGGCGAAUACGCGUCGCUCUUGACAAACCCGGAGGGAGUUCUGAACUCGUUAAUGCAUUCGUCCUCUGCUCUCCUCCCGCACCACAUUCUAGCAAUCUACAUCCAGGCCGUGCCCAAGGUCUUCGCUUCUGUCUCUUCGAACGAGCAGGUAUCAUGGACUUCGGAACGCAAAUCGACCAUGGUGCUCCUCAUGGCUCGGAUCGUGCAUUUCCUGGAGCCGCUGGCCAUGCAUCCAAACCUAGAAGUUCAGGAGAGAGCGGUAGAAUACCUAGAGCUGAUGCGGCUUGCUUCAGAAGCGGCAUCCGGGCAAGAAGCCAGCCCCGGGGAUGGCGAUUUUGUCGAUCCGCCGCUGCUACUUACACAAGCCAUCCCCUCGCUGUUCACAGGCCUCGAGCUCAACCCCGUGGCUCCCGGGGCACAGAGGAAGGUGCCGGUGCCGGACGAAUUAGAUCUGGACGCUCCCAUCAACCCGGAUCUCCCGAACCUCUUGCGCAAGGCCGAUUACGAGUCGUUCGUUGAACCCGACGAGGAUGACGUAUAUCAAUUCUACAGCCAGAGGACGGCAGUUCCCACUCAAUCCGAAGCGGCGGCUGAUCGCCUGGAGGCGCCCGAAGCAGAGCCCAAAUCGUACCAGGCAAGCGCUGCGGAGGAAGAAUACCUAGAUCCGGACAUUAUUGCAAGGAGGAAGGCAGAGCGCCGGGCGAGGAACAAGGACGACCCAUUCUACAUUCCCACCGAAGACGAGCGCUCGGGAACAUCGACGCCACUUCACAACAUUCUCAAGACCAACAAUGGCGAAGACCUGGACCUCGACUCGAUACCGAUCAUGGACUUGGAUCUAGAGACCAAGGGCCAGCUCGGCGGCGAGCACAGAACUACCAAGCAGCCGAAGAGGAAGGUGCGCAAGAACUUUGAGAUUCUUGUGGAUGAGAACCUCGGGCCGGACGAGCCUAGCGCAGCGUCGGACUCGUCGAGGCCGGAGCUCGCCAAGCCAACGCAGAAGGGCAAGAAGUCGUUGCUGGAAGUGGAUUCCACGGGAUUGGCAUCUCUGUCGCUCGAGGAAACGGGCAAUAGCAAGCUGGACAUGGAGCGGCGGGAGGCUGAGGAGGCCGAGAUGGCAAAGGCUUUGAAGGAGGUAGAAAGGCUGAGGCUCGAGAUGCAGCGGGCAAGCGAGCGAAUCCAGGCGAAGGAUGUGCCGCCAGAGGGACAGCUGGUCAAGAGGAAGAAGAAGAAGGCCAAGAAGGAGGCCAAGGGCGAGCCGGAAGCGGCGGAGGAGGAAAACCAGCAAGCGGCGGAGGACAGCCAGCAAGCAGCAGGCGAAGGCGAGGCAGCGGUGGUUAAGAAAAAGAAGAAGAAAAAGGUAAAGAAGCAGGAGGACGGGGCGGCGGAAGCGGAGGGGGACGGCAAGGGCAAGAAGAAAAAGAAGAGGAGGAUGGUGGCACUGGAGGGCGAGGGGGCUCCGGGAAGCUGA
This is a messenger RNA of Lasiodiplodia theobromae, 3204 nucleotides long. Its product is annotated as Clathrin/coatomer adaptor adaptin-like protein. Gene Ontology annotation, cellular component: AP-3 adaptor complex; membrane coat; endosome membrane. Gene Ontology annotation, biological process: Golgi to vacuole transport; protein targeting to vacuole. The transcript is spliced from 6 exons. Lineage: Eukaryota; Fungi; Ascomycota; Dothideomycetes; Botryosphaeriales; Botryosphaeriaceae. Bases 1 to 3204 code for a protein of 1067 amino acids. The record is from RefSeq and is a predicted model, not a curated record.